Messenger RNA from Megalobrama amblycephala (Wuchang bream), 1287 nucleotides. RefSeq lists its product as uncharacterized. The record is from RefSeq and is a predicted model, not a curated record. The transcript is spliced from 6 exons. Gene Ontology annotation, cellular component: lipid droplet. The coding region runs from base 150 to 1187 and encodes 345 amino acids. Gene Ontology annotation, molecular function: oxidoreductase activity, acting on the CH-OH group of donors, NAD or NADP as acceptor. Lineage: Eukaryota; Metazoa; Chordata; Actinopteri; Cypriniformes; Xenocyprididae.
GGGGGGGGGGUGACCUAUAAAGAACCUCUAGAACAAGCUGUACCUGAGAUCCAAACUUACUGAAACAUGUUCAGAGAAGAAUCACCAAAACAGCUAUGUGAAAACAGAUCAAGAAGGAAAAAUUAGUUGUGCCAUAUUAGAUCAGAGACAUGCAUAACCAGGUUAUUCAGAGCUUUGAGAGGAUUCUCCACAAUCUCUGGUUCAUAAAAGACAUUUUUGGGCUCAUUCUUGGAGCAGUCUUUUACUUUUUUGAAGCCUUUGUUCGACUCUUUAUUCCACGUUGCAAGAAAGAUGUUGAGGGAGAGAUAGUCUUGGUGACUGGAGCUGCAAAUGGGAUAGGAAAACUGAUCGCCAAAGAACUUGGAGACUAUGGAGCAACAUUAGUCUUAUGGGAUAUCAACUCAGAGGCACUGGACAAAACAGCAAAAGAAUUAAAGCGAGUAUUGGAUGUGAGAGUUUAUGCCUAUACAUGUGACUGCAGCAGAAGAAGUGAGGUCUACAAAGUUGCUGAAUUGGUUAAAAGGGAGGUUGGAGAUGUGUCAAUCUUGGUGAACAACGCAGGAAUGGUAACAGGAAAAUACACUUUCAUUGAAGCCCCUGACAGUCUGGUGGAUAGAACACUAAGGGUCAAUGUUGCUGCCCAUUUCUGGACUUACAAGGCGUUUCUCCCAGCUAUGCUGCAACGGAACCAUGGGCACCUGGUCUGCGUGGCAUGCCAUGGAGCACUGUUUGCAAUGAAUGGCCUUGCAGACUACUGCGCAAGCAAGUCUGCAGCAGUGAGCUUCGCAGAAUCUAUUGCACUGGAGCUGCUUGUCCUUAAAAAGGAAGGAAUCAAAACAACAAUAGUGUGUCCUUAUCUAAUAAAUACCAAAAUGUUUGGGGGAUGUCAAACAAAGAGGCCGUCUUUUCUUCCAGUCUUGGAUCAAAGACAUGCAGCAAAACAGAUUGUGGAUGCCAUACUACAGGAGAAGAUGUACUUGUUUUUACCCUCAAGUCUCUAUUUCUUGAUGGCACUUAAGAGUCUCAUGCCUGCCAAACUGGGCAUCAUCUUUGUGAACUUCUUUGGUGGGAUGGAUCUGAUGGAUCACUUCAGAGGGGUCCCUGUACCCAUCAUCAGCUACAAAAAGCCUCAGCGCCAACAAAAUGACAGUGUCAGUGAUCCACAAACUCUUAUCUAUUACAACUAGCAAUAAGUUGGAGAACACAAGUGUAAAUCACCAGUGAGUAAUAUCAGUCUGCUCAACUGUGAGCUAAGAAUUGUGAAUAAAUUCCCUUUUUUUCUCUGUG